Molecule: messenger RNA, 2142 nt
Organism: Diaporthe amygdali
Lineage: Eukaryota; Fungi; Ascomycota; Sordariomycetes; Diaporthales; Diaporthaceae
Exons: 1
Coding region: 1-2142 (713 amino acids)
Source: RefSeq, a predicted model, not a curated record
AUGUCGCCGCCUUGCUCACUCUGCAACAAUUUAGGAAAGCGGUCGCCGCACGACAACCGCCUAGCUUUGGAUUUCACUUAUGAGAUGCUCUCCCGCAAUGGGGAGACAGGAGCCUGCAAAUCAUGCGCCCUUAUGCUGGAAGCAAUUGAACGCUUCGUAUCAAGCCCGGCACGAGCUAUAAGCCGAGUCUACGUUUACGGUCUUGCCGCCAACUGCAACACAUUGAGCGUGGAGAUCUACUUCAAAGACGGUAGACCCAAGUUGAUUCUAGAGUUAUUUCAUCAUCUUGACGACUCUGAGGCUUCCAGCCACCCUUGGCCUGCAAUAAGAGCGAAGCCUGUGACAAAAGGGCAUCCGCUUGAACAAUCUAGCCUUGCGUGGGUGAAAGCACUACUUCAGGACUGUGUGGAGCGUCAAGAUGCUCAAAAUCCACGUUGGACAUUGCCGAAAAGAGUCUUAAAGCUCGACCAAGGAGCUUACCCGGAUAUCUCCGUCUGCCUUCAGGAGAAUGAUACUUCUAUCAAAGGUUCCUAUGCAACUUUGAGCCACUGCUGGGGGCUACACCAACCCUGCAUCACGACCAUAGCAAACAUUUGCAAACGAAAGGACGGUAUUCCUUGGACAGAAAUACCACAAACCUUCAAGGACGCUAUUCAGUACUGUUUGGAGCUUGGCAUUCACUACCUUUGGAUCGAUGCUCUUUGCAUCGUUCAGAACAGUGACGAAGACUGGCAGAGAGAGUCCGCAAAGAUGGGAGAGAUCUUUCAGCACAGUUUGUUGACUAUCGCUGCAACAUCGUCUCCGAACAGCACUACAGGCUGCUUUGCGGAUUACCAUAAGGCCGGUCAGGGCAAGAAAUUUGUGUUGGAGAACGGGUCGCGAAACUUUCCGCCUGUCAUGGUCCGUCCGGCGCAUAGGCAUUGGACAUUGCCUUCGACAUCCGCAUCUCAGCCGUACUGGCCAUUGCUUUCCAGGGGAUGGGUAUUCCAAGAAAUCCUUCUAUCACCCAGGGUCAUUCACGUUGGCAAAACGGAGCUAAUUUGGGAGUCUGCCACUCAGACCCAAUGCGAAUGCGGCGCAUCCAUAACCGGUCUGAAGCAGGACACCCGGCUUGAUGAUGGUAACACAACGAUGGAUCGUUUGAAAUUGGUUCCAGACGAUUGGAAGGAGGCCAUUCCACGUUUAUCUUUCCGCAGGCGAUUGCAGAUGCGUUGGAAGCGGCUGACACGGGCUGUCAGAGGGCGCUCAACACCGUCGACUGACAGCAGGGGUUCAGCACCGUCGCCUGCCGCAUUCCCGGAACAGCUUGUCUGGGAUGCAUCGCCGGAAUGGCAAAACAUCAUCGAACAGUAUUCAGCCCUAAAUCUAACCAAGGCGUCUGAUCGCUUGCCCGCACUGUCUGGCCUAGCGCAGCGAAGUGCCUCAGUUCUGGAUGACUCGGACGGCUCCUCAGGCCCGAUGUACCUUGCCGGGCUUUGGAAAAAGACCCUCGAGCGCGACCUUUUAUGGCGGGUCGACAGGCUGAGUCCUUCCUCGAAUGCACUGUCAACCUAUAGAGCACCCUCCUGGUCAUGGGCGUCUGUUUGCACCAAUGUACAGUACUGGGGGGUCACAGACUUGGUAAGGCUUGUCUUUCCACCAGAUUAUCGCUCCUCCAGUCUCGUUGGAAGCCGAGAUGUAGAUAAACGCGGCGAAAACUUGGAGAUUAUCAGAUGCAACGUAAAGGUUGCGGGUCAAAAUCCGUUCGGGGAGGUGGAGGGUGGCAAAUUGGUUCUCAGCGGUCAUUUGGCCGAGGCGAAGGUGCUAUUCGUCUCCCGUCGCGUUGGGGAUGGUCAAGAGUUUCAUUACGAGCAUGACCCUUUACGCUACGAAGUUCAAAUCAGCCAUCCAAAGGUGGGCUCGGUGCAGCUGCCUUUUUAUGCCGACUACAUCCUGAGCGUUGAAGGCACAGGACAUGUCGAUGACGGGGGAGUUGUCUUUCUUCUGCAGGUUUUCGUCAACCUGUGCUUUGUUUUGAGGCCCACAGGCCGGGUGAAGGAAUUCCACAGGAUCGGGCUCUUCAGAGCUCCACCUGCAUACUUUCACCUGUACGGCGUCAGUUUGAUUCCUCAUAACCCACCAGAGCAGAUCACGAUUAUUUAA